Molecule: messenger RNA, 5870 nt
Organism: Malaclemys terrapin pileata
Lineage: Eukaryota; Metazoa; Chordata; Testudines; Emydidae
Gene: CCDC81
Product: coiled-coil domain containing 81
Exons: 15
Coding region: 123-2132 (669 amino acids)
Cellular component (GO): centrosome
Source: RefSeq, a predicted model, not a curated record
UGUGCUAAAGUACAGAGAAGGUGAGAGGUGGGGAAGGCAGGAAGGUGACAGCCUCCUGGAAGAGGAAAAGCAGCACACGUCCCUCUGCUUUCUGCUGCUUCACCUUGGUGGGGGAUGUAAAAAUGCUGGACAAUAUCCAUGCUGCAAUCCUCGAGUCUGGCAGGGCCGUGUUCCCAACGCUCCCGAAGCUCACAGCGGACGAAGUCUUUAGUAUUUGGGCCAAUGUGUCUGAAUUUGUGGAACGGCAGCUCUCCAUGAACAAGGGUGUCCAAAUACCAGGGCUUGGAACAUUCUCUUUUUUAAGACAAAAAUUAGAUGUUGGCAACAAUAAAUUUAUCCUUAUUCAAAGACCUGUGUUUCUUCUGUCUGAGAAACUAGCCCAGAUUCAUGGACUCAAACUUGCCAAAAUACAGACUCCUGGUGAUAUCCCAAUUAUUCAACUGAACUUCAUCAUGUUAUCCCUGGAGGGUCCCUUUAACAGGGAGAUAGUGGAAGGAUGUGUAAAAGAGACCCUGCUUUUUUUCUCACGAUCCAUCGCUAUCAAACAGAAUGUUGAAUUCACUUUCAAGGGAAUUGGAGUUCUCGUUAUCCGGGACAACAAAGUGAAAAUGAAAUUUUACAAAGAUUUCCUUCAAGCCAUGGAUGGCAGUGGCAAUCUCGUGAAAGCUCUUUCCAAUAGGCCCGGGACAGGCGAUUCAGUUAUUUCAGGCAGAGAAACUGCAAUGUCUCAGACCCGUGCUUGCAGUGUUGUCAUGUUUCCAAGGAUUGAGUUGAAGGAAACAGACAACAAAGCAGCCAUGGAAACCAUCAUAGAAGAACGUGAAAAGUCCAACAAAGAAAAGGAGCUAAUAGAAAAAGAGAGAGCUCAUAGUAACAGUAGCAGUAAAAAAGAAAAUCUUCCCAUUAAGCGCCUUCUGUCCCGACAAUCUAUUGUUCCUGCCAAAGUGUCAGGGUUCAAUCUGACUGAUGAGCUGGAGAAGAACAUCAAGCAAAAGAAUGCCCCUGAAAGUGCAACAUCACCUGCUCCUCCGUGUUUCUCAAAGACAGAAACUGACUGCGGUCCCAACCUAAUUCAUGCUACCGGACCCAGAACCCCAUCCCCUCUUUGUCAAGAUCAUGGUAGGGCUGGACAGGAAAUGUGCUACCUGUGUAUGCAGCGUGCUCAGAGGAACAUCCCAGUGUACUUAAGCGAAGAGAGGCGGAGGAAAGAGCUGGAUGAUGACAGAAUAUUGGCGCAAUACCAAACUAUGAAAGACCAAGAGGCUCUUCAUAGGCAGCAGAUGAAAUUCUUGGCGAACAGAGAACAGAACCAAAAAAACGCUGCCUUUAACCUGGGGGUGGCUGAAGCAAUGAGAAACCACAAGAAUGAAAAAUCCACAGAAUUUUAUAAAUCAUUUGUUUUUGUUAAACGGCCGCCCAGCCCUGCCCCCUACAUCAAGCAAGAGGAGUAUUCACAAGACUUGUUAAAGCAAAUGGAGGAGAAGAAGGAGAAGGAAGCAAAACUAAAGCAGGACAAAGAGCUGAUGGAUCGGCUGGAACAAGUGCAGCUUGCAGAAGAGCUAGCUGCCCAAAGAGCUAAAUACCUGAAGGGCAAGAUGGAAGAAAUGCAGUGCUAUAAGAAGGCCUUGGAUACACAGAUAAAGUUGAAGCCGAUACAGUUGCCGGUCUGUGAGCCUGACUCAGCAGAUCUCAUCUUUGGGAAGAGUGAUAUGACCAAUGAGAAGCUUGCGGAAAAAAGGCAGCGAGCCCAGGAGUUCUACAAGCACCAGCUGCAUGCCACAGCCCAGCGGAAGAGGACAGCUAUCCUCAAUCAGUUGGUGGAGCAGAGGCGAGAAGCUGACAUGCUGCAGAGAGCCAAGAGAGAGUGGAUUGCAGACAGAGGAGCGCAGUUUGAGAAAAUAUUCCAGAUGAAUUUAGCAGUGCAGGACGACUGGCAAAAAAGCGCUGGAAUGAAAAGGCUAAGGGAAGUUGAAGAGAAGCUAUUUGAGCGUGCCAGGGACAAGCUCAUGCUACUUGAUCAGUGCGAGAGGUACCGACGCUGUUUGCAGUGUAACAGGCGCACGACCAACUGCGGGGAAUCCAAUGUGUGGUCAGAGUCUAGAUACAUUCCAGGAUCCCGGUUAAUGGUUUGAAGCAAGUUUUCACCCUAUUUUUGUUUUCUUCGUGCGGAUUUCCCCCCCCCCCCCCCGAAUGUGGUGAGCUAUGUCUCACAGCUCAAUGAAAAUUGUGCUAAAGAUUGUUGCUUUUGGACUUAGGUUUUUAUGAGAAUUAUGUUGAAUUAAACAAAGUUCCAAAGGAGUAAUUUCCUUGCUUUGGUACCAGAUCAGUAGGUUAGCUGAACUGACGGUAAGAUCUGGAGGGGCAGAAAGAAGACAGCGUGGGGAGCAGGAGAUUGUUACCCUGUCAAGUUGGCAUUGAGUGAUCAGCAAUUUCUACUCCUCUGAUCACCAUUUAGUGCCCUGUAGGAAAGGAGUUGGUGUCCUUGGUCCAGUAUCUAGGGGACAGCUACCACUAUUUAACACCCUUCUUAGCAAUCUCAGCAGAGAUGAAGAACUGAAUCAGCAUGGAGACUGACCUAAUCUCACACCAAGUGGUUGUACCUCCUGAUCCGAGGGCAGGCCUUGAAGGUAAGGCAGCUUGCACUGCCACUGUCCAUGGUGUCGUCGAUUUGGCUGUCCACAAUUUCACUUGUCGUCCUUGUCCAGGGCUGUCAUAUAGACUGGUGCUCUUCAAGCCAUUCAAUUCACCUAAUCAUUGACCGUUGAUGCCAGUAAACAUUAAUCUCUGCUGUGGAGUCUGAUAGCAAGAGGCAUUCUGAAAGGAAGUUCUGUUACAGAUCCUGCCUGCUGUCCCACAAAUAUUGGGGGUACCAAGUGGAAUAAGUAUUUCCAGAUUAACUCCUUCACCCCUUCUAUGUGCUACAAUGUGGUGCUUGGGUGUGAAGAGCCCUGUGGGUGCUCUGCUGAAAUACUAGCUCACGCAAGCCUUUUAGAAAAUCCUAAGCUCCUAAGCCUCAUUUUGAAUGCAAGCUCUGCAACGGAGUCCUCUGCUCUUCAGGCACUUGUCCAGCUGGAACUGCUGAAUUGGAAUCGGACGUGUUUAAAGGCUGAGAUGCUGUGCGUUAGUGGAGACUGGCCAAGAGCUGGAUCACAGCCAUGGAAGCAAGGAGAGAAAUGUGCUAAUUAGGCGAGAGAUCAACCAAUACUGCCAAUUUGCUACAGAACCCAAGAGAAUACAAAUUGUCCAAAUGCGUGCCCUGACUCGCACUCCAGAGCGCAGCAGUGCUCUCUCUCACUAUUGCUAAAGCCCUUGAGAUUUUAAAGCCUGAUCCUGCAGUAUUCCUGCAAAGCUUGUUGAGCUCAUCAGGCGUUUUGCAAGGGCUAUAGAAUUGGGGGCCUUACUUCUAGCUCUUCUUCUCCUUCCCUUGGUAGGGUGCAAUAGCUGGUCUGUUACUGACAGCUGUAGGCCCGCUCCCUCCCCCCGAAGGACAUCACCAGCUACACCAUUCUACUGUCUGAACAGACAGAUCCCAACAUGAGCAGGGACAGAGAUUGUUUCUGUACACUGGAACUGUAUUAUUAUUGAAUAGUUAUACUGCAGUAGUUCCCAGCAGUCCUACACAAGCCCUCAUUGUACUAGAUGCCGCAGAAAUGCUUAGGGAAGACAUUGUCCCUACCUCAACUAACUCACUUUAGCAAUCUGUGCAAUCAGUUAACUAAGGCCUCCAACAGCCCGGUGAGGUAAAUAAGAGAGACCCAAUGCAGGCCUCCUUUGGGGCUGCAGGGGCUCUUGGACAGUGAAUAGCAGUGCUGCAUAGCAGGCUAGGACAAGCACUGAAGAGUAUCCUAUCCAGUUGAAGCUGUAGUGAGGCAUGUAUGUGAGCAGGGCUGCAGGACUAACAUCCAUAAGGUGCCAUGGGAUACAUAAUGGUCACAAUUGUUCUGGUCUAGACAGGUUCUUAGCCCGUGCUCAUCACCGAGCACUAUGCAGGAGUGCAUUAACCGCUGUGACUACCCAUCUGUCACGUGUUUCUCUCAUGCUCUCCACAGGUGGAGAAGUGGCUGGCGUGUUCUGUUUUGGAAUUGAUUUUUCUAUACAGUGAGACGUUGUGAGGCUCAUGGCUUGCUGUCUGAAAGAUGGGCGCUCCAACAGCACUCUGCCCCUAAUGCACAGGUUCAGUCCUGACUAAGCAAAGAACUUGAACACAUGAGCAGUCCCAUUGACAUUAAUGGGAACCCUCACCUGCUUUGCUGGAUUGGUACCCAAGAGGACAGGCAACACUGCAUUAGCUUCCAUUUUCAGGUGUAGUCUGCAUGCCUGGCUCUCACUGACACAUGUCUAGUACGGCAUAUGCAAUUAAUUUAAAAUACCCUUCAGAAACCAUUUGGCAUACAUGGUUUUUAAAAGAAAGGAUGGUGUUGCACUUUUUAAGUAAGCUUUAAUUGAUUAUACAAAUGAAACAUACACAGUACAGCAAUCUGUCAUUGCAUUACAAAAGCACUGCAUGUACAAUCACUUACAGGAGCUGUUUAAUGCUCUCUAAUAAAAUGGCCAGCACAUUUAGCUUGUCUGAGGUCUUCAUAAAAUAACACUAAGAAUUACUGAGGCAGUUUAACACAGUUUUACGGACAAAGUAACAAUGAAAGGGUUCCAUUGGACCUGUACAUGGGAAAGCUAUUGAGACUAACCUGUCAUUAUAGCACCUGAUGACUGGAGGGGAGAAUAAAGACAAUGACAAACUCCAGAAGGUGUUUUGGGCUGGAAGUGUGCAUUGUUUUGGGAGUGCUUUCUUCUCCUGCUGCUUUAGUCACUGACUGAAUUCAAAAUGUGGUUUAUGUUAGCUCAUGAGCAGAGUGGGGUGGGAGCAUGCCACCUGGGGUGUUCUGAAUGCUCCUCACAGAUUGUAGGCACUCAUGCAAGGUAUGCAAAUAGCUUGAAGUAAGGGAGAAAAAUCAUUCGUGAUUUCAGUUCAGAUACCGACUCUUGUUUAGAGACAGCUACAACCUCCACCCUCCGUCCCGGUGGGAUGCUGAAUGUUUUCCUCCAAAAUUUGGGGGUGAUCAGCUCGGAUUCUGGUGCAUGCCCAUCACUGGAGCUGAAAGUAAAGCUUUUAUUGAGCCAAAUACUGACUGAGGAGAACCUAAGGUUAAACCCUGAGAAGCACAGUAAAGUUCACUGCUUGCUGAAACAUGAAGUCAAUGGACUCAAUGUAGAGUCAGACAGUCCGAACGGCUUAGGCCCUGAUCCUGCAAAGACUUACACACACACUUAACUGAACCCACUGUGAGUAAUUGGUCCCAUUGAUGCGAGUGGGACUACUCGGUGUGUAAAGUUAAGUCUGUAUGUAAAGCCUUGCAUGACUGGGACCUUAAAGCAACUAGAAAGCUCUCAAUUUUGGCUUUACAUAUCAGAUAUGUUGCCAGUUUUCAUUUUAACUGAUAUUUUAAUUGGGAAAAGAAGUUAGAGGUCUUAACUAAUCAGGAAACAAACAUUUACAUUGCUGAACUGGUUGCAGCAGUUCAGAGAAAACUAUUUGACUGCUGUGAUAUUAAUGGGGAUGCAUCAGAUGUGAUCUAACUGGUUCAUCAGCGUUGCACAUGGCAGCAUUGCUGACUUUUGAUACGGUCAUGCUGAAUUUCAUUAUGUGAUGAGUCUGUUUUCAGCCAACCAUGAUCUAAGACUUUUUGUUUAUGCAUCAAUUAAUAACAUUUUAAAAUAGAUCAGAUUCUGUUUUCCUUUUUUGUGUGCUAGUCUGAAAAUAAACAGAUGUCCAUCCCUUUGCAUUGGCAGUCAGAUUUGAUGAGGCAAGACUUGUAUGGUUAAAGCCUGUAUUUAACCCAGCAGCAGAAACAUAAACUUGAUUUAUUGGA